This is a messenger RNA of Coccomyxa subellipsoidea C-169, 2724 nucleotides long. Its product is annotated as alanyl-tRNA synthetase. Bases 1 to 2724 code for a protein of 907 amino acids. The record is from RefSeq and is a predicted model, not a curated record. Gene Ontology annotation, cellular component: cytosol; cytoplasm. Gene Ontology annotation, molecular function: amino acid binding; aminoacyl-tRNA deacylase activity; ATP binding. The transcript has 16 exons. Lineage: Eukaryota; Viridiplantae; Chlorophyta; Trebouxiophyceae; Coccomyxaceae. Gene Ontology annotation, biological process: alanyl-tRNA aminoacylation; tRNA modification.
AUGGCGUCAGAGAUUCGGGAGAAAUUCCUAAGCUUCUAUGAGAGCAGGGGGCACACGCGCAUGCAGGGGGCAUCCCUCAUACCAGCAGACCCCACUGUACUGCUUACCAUCGCCGGCAUGCUGCAAUUCAAGCCCGUCUUCCUUGGACAGGCCCCUCGCAGCGUCCCAAGAGCCACUACCACGCAGAAGUGCGUGCGGGUCUCGGACAUUGAGAACAUUGGGGUGACUGCUCGCCACCACACCUUCUUUGAGAUGCUGGGCAACUUCAGCUUUGGGGACUACUUCAAGGCGGAGGCCAUCCAGAUGGCGUGGGAGCUGUCGACCAAGGUGCUGGGCAUUCCGGCCCAGCGAAUCUGGGUCAGCGUGUACAAGGAUGACGAGGAGGCCGCUGCGCUGUGGCGCGACGGCGUGGGGUUCCCUGCCGAGCGCCUCGUGCGCCUGGGGGACGAAGACAACUUCUGGGCCAGCGGGCCCACUGGCCCAUGUGGUCCCUGUUCAGAGCUGUACUAUGACUUCCACCCCGAGAGGGGCACUGUGGGCGCCAGCCUGGAGGACGACUCGCGCUUUAUCGAGUUCUACAACCUCGUCUUCAUGGAGUCCAACAGGGGCCCGGACGGCAAGCUGACACCCCUCGCCAACAAGAACAUUGACACUGGCAUGGGGUUGGAGCGUGUUGCACAGAUCCUGCAAUGCGUGCCAAACAAUUACGAGACGGAUCUGAUCUUUCCCAUUGUGGCGGCGGCUGGCAAGCUUGCUGGCCUUGACUACCACAGUGCCAGCCCUGGAGAGCAGACAGCCCUCAAGGUGAUGGGAGAUCAUGCGAGGGCGGUGGUGUACAUGGUCUCAGACGGCGUCUCUCCUUCAAACAUCGGCCGCGGCUACGUCUUGCGACGGCUGAUCAGGAGGACCAUCAUGAAGGGGCGCCUGUUGGGCGUGAAGGAGGUCAUGUUGCCCGCACUGGCCGAGACAGUCAUUGGGCUGUCGGACGGGUGCGACCCUGCAGUGGCCCAGAACUCGCAGCGCAUCAUUGCUGAGCUGGCCAGGGAGGAGGAGAAGUUUGCGUCCACCCUGGAAGCAGGUGGUUUCCCAUGCCCAUCAUAUGCCGAUUUCCUUUGCAUGUCGGGAUCUCUCGAUCAAUUCCUUCUCUGGGGGGAUGGGUCCACUGCAACCGUCAGCGGUGCAGCUGCCUUUGAGCUCUACGACACCUACGGCUUUCCCCUGGAGAUCACCCAGGAGAUGGCCGCCGAGAGGGACAUCCAGGUGGACGCGGCCGGCUUUGAGGCGGAGAUGGCGGCCCAGAAGAGCCGCUCGCGCGAGGCGGUCAGGAGCAUCGACAUGACGGCAGGCCACGCCUUGGGAGACCUGGCGCAGCAGCUCGGCCGCACCUCCUUCAUCGGCUAUGAGCACGGGCCUCUCCGCGUACCGGGGUCCGUCCUCGCCAUCCUGCGCGGCGGCAGCAGCGUGGAAUCCGCCUCUGCCGGCGACGAGGUGGAGGUGAUCCUAGACAGGACGCCCUUCUACGCUGAGUCAGGCGGCCAGGUGGGCGACCGGGGCUGUCUCACGGGCGUUGCCUCCUCCAGCGGCAACAACGGCGCGGCCUCGAGCUCCGGCAGUGGACUAGAGUUGCGCGUGCGCGACACACAGAAGGCCGGCGGCGGCGCUCUUGUGGUUCACCACGGCAGCAUCGAGCGGGGGGACCUCCAUGUUGGGCAGAUGGUGAUGGCAGAGGUUGACACGAGCAGCAGACAGGGCGCAAGAAAACACCACACAGCCACCCACCUCCUGCAGUCCGCCCUCAAGCAGGUCCUCAAAGAGGAAGGGGAGAUCAGCCAACAGGGGUCUAUGGUAACGGCGGACCGCCUGCGAUUUGACUUCAACCUGCACAGAGGCCUGAAGGAGGCAGAGGUUGCCAGAGUGGAGGAGCUGGUGAAUGGCUGGGUCACCGAGGACACUGCGCUCACCACUCGGGAAAUGCCUUUGGCAGAAGCCAAGGCUGCAGGCGCGGUGGCAAUGUUUGGAGAGAAGUACAAUGAUGCGGCAGUGCGCGUGGUUGAGGUGCCAGGCGCAUCGAUGGAGCUCUGUGGUGGCACGCAUGUCGAGCGAACAGCCCAGAUUGGGGCGUUCAAGAUUGUAUCGGAGGCCGGCAUUGCGUCGGGCGUGCGCCGGAUUGAGGCGGUGGUCGGGCCGGCCGCGGUGCAAUACCUGAACCAGGUGGACGGCAUCGUGCGCACGCUUGCGUCGCAGCUCAAAAUCAAAUCGGAAGAGAUCCCCGGCCGCGUGGCAGCGUUGGCGGAGGAGGCAUACAGUGCGCAGAAGGAGGUGGCGAAGCUGCGCGCUGAGCUGGCGCUGGCCAAGUCAGCCGCGCUGGCCGACAGUGCUGCAACUACCGCCAGCGGCGCACGAGUCGUCGUCUCGCGCCUGGACGGCAUCGACAACAAGGCCCUGCAGGAGGCUGCCAAGGGCUUGCAAGAGCGCCUCGGCGAUGACUCAGCGGUGGCCCUGAUGGGGGUGUCUGAGGAGGGCAAGGUUGCCAUUGUGGUGGCCCUCGGAGGAGGCGCGGUGAAAAAGGGCCUCAAGGCGGGAGCAAUUGCCGGGAACCUGGCGAAGCUGUGCGGCGGUGGCGGCGGCGGCCGACCGAACCUGGCCACUGCCGGUGGCAAGGACCCCGCCGGGUUGCCCGCUGCGCUCGAAGCCGCUGAGACACAGCUCAUGGAGCAGCUUUGA